This is a messenger RNA of Prosopis cineraria, 1855 nucleotides long. Its product is annotated as protein DETOXIFICATION 14-like. The transcript is spliced from 8 exons. Gene Ontology annotation, molecular function: xenobiotic transmembrane transporter activity; antiporter activity. The coding region runs from base 189 to 1805 and encodes 538 amino acids. Gene Ontology annotation, cellular component: membrane. Gene Ontology annotation, biological process: xenobiotic detoxification by transmembrane export across the plasma membrane. The record is from RefSeq and is a predicted model, not a curated record. Lineage: Eukaryota; Viridiplantae; Streptophyta; Magnoliopsida; Fabales; Fabaceae.
CUUUACAUCCAUUCAUCUUCCUCACUCUCGUCUUUUUCUCUCGCUCUCCAAAUUCAUUUUCAGAGCUUUCGUGCUGCAUCAAAGGAUUUGGGAUCGUCUUGAAGAUCACAUUAUCAGAAUUUCUUCUCAGUGUAUUUUAGCCUUGAAGAUCCAAAAGGAGUGCCUGUGAGCGAGACAGAGGAAGGAAAAUGGAAAAGGGACUGUUAGAUAAAAACAUAAAGAUGGUAUAUAAUGAAGAUCAAGAUCAUUUACACAUAACAUGGAGUGUGUUUGCUCAAGAAGUGAAAGAGGCUUGUUAUGUAGCAGGGCCUAUGGUGGCUGUGAAUGCUUCAACCUUCUUUCUGCAAACUAUUUCUCUAAUGAUGGUGGGUCACUUGGGUAAACUUGCUCAGUCUGGUACUGGCAUUGCCACCUCUCUUUGUGCUGUUAUUGGCUUCAGUGUCAUUUUUGGAAUGGCUUCCGGACUUGAAACACUGUGUGGGCAAGCCUAUGGAGCUAAGCAAUAUAAGAAGUUUGGCGUUCAAAUUCAAACUGGCAUCUUCUGUCUUAUUUUAUGUUGUCUUCCUUUGAGUGUGUUGUGGCUUAACUUAGGGAAGCUACUGGUUUUGCUUGGUCAAGACCCUUUAAUUUCACAUCAAGCUGGUGAAUUUGCAGUUUGUUUGAUUCCUGCUCUAUUUGGUUAUGCAAUACUUCAAGCCUUGGUUCGAUACUAUCUCAUGCAAAGUUUGGCUACUCCUCUUCUACUCUCUUCCUUGUUUAUUAUAUGCUUCCACAUAGUUUUUUGUUGGACACUAGUUUUUAAAUCUAAUGUGGGUCGCUUUGGAGGAGCAUUUGCUAUUGGUACUUCAUAUUGGUUGAAUGUGAUCUUACUUGCAUUACAUAUCAAAUUCUCUAAAUCUUGUGCAAAGACUCGGGCUCCUAUUUCCAUGGAGCUUUUCCAAGGCAUUAGAGAGUUCUUUCAAUUUGCUAUUCCUUCAGCUAUAAUGGCUUGCCUCCAAUGGUGGUCAUAUGAGCUGACUACAUUGCUUGCUGGUCUUCUACGACCAAACCCAGAACUUAAAACUUCAAUCUUGUCCGUAUGUGUAUCAAUGACCGCUACAAUCUAUUUUAUACCAGAAUCGGUUGGCUCAGCAGUCAGCGCAAGAGUUUCGAAUGCAUUAGGAGCUGGAAGUCCACAAGCAGCAAGAUUGUCAGCCUUAUGUUCUAGGAUUCUAGCAACAUGUCAGGCUAUUUUAGUGGGCUCAAUCAUUUUUGCGGGCCGUAAUGAUUUAGGUCAUGUUUUUAGCAAUGAGCUAGAAGUGAUAGACAGUGUCGCAAAUAUAGCUCCUUUUAUAGUUAUGUCUGCCUUUAUGGACUCCUUACAAGGCACCCUUAUAGGGAUUGCUAGGGGAAGUGGGUGGCAGCACAUAGGGGCAUAUGUGAAUUUUGGAUGUUAUUAUGUUGUUGGAAUUCCACUUGCUGUAAUCUUGGGUUUCUGGGUAGGCAUGAGAGGAAAAGGCCUUUGGCUUGGAGUAACGAGUGGUACAAUUUGCCAAGUGAUUGUGCUAUUAACCAUAAUUAGUCAUACAGAUUGGAUAAAAGAGGCAAGACGGGCUAGGGAGAGGACAUUGCAGAGAGCUUCAGCAAGAAGAAGAUGUUUUGGCUUGAGCAGUCAGUGUAUUAUAUAUUUGUUGAGCCAAUUAUCAUCUUCUUUGUGCAAAGUGAGAUAUAUGAUUGAAAUAAAGAUGGGCCGGGGAUCAAGCUUUCACACAUCGACAAUUCCUAUAUUGUCUCCAUCAACCUGUAAAGUUGAAAGUUUAAUGUAAAGCCACAAGCAAUAGCGUGAUUUAAACAAUGCAGUCAAGUCGUUCAAACA